GGCAGAUUGGAAUGUAGGAAGUGCAGGGCAGAGAGCAGAGACUGUGAGGGGCAGGAUCUGGAAGGAAAUCUGGGCAGAUCAGCCUUUGCUUCCCAGCUGUUCUGCUCUCCGAAAACACCAGAAACCCAGCACUCUACAUUCGGUCUGGCUGCUGGACAUCCCAGUUAAGAAGACGCCAUAGACAGCUACCCCAGCGACCUUGUUCCCAGGGAAGAGGGGACAUCACAGGAGGGUCACUCACUUCAUCACUGGGGAGCAGUACCAUCAGCUGUUACCAGCCAUGGGUCAGUCCUCCUCUUCUGCACCCCCUCAGAAGGAGGAGCCUGAUUUGACCUCCAGCCUUGACACAAAUCUUCACAAUUUCAAGAUGGAAACCAAGAUCCUGUCUCAGGAAUUAACCACCUUGAUUGGAUCAUACCUAAAGGACGGGAACCUGAGGGGAACAGUUUCUGCAAUCAGCGAUGCUCUGAGUGACAUCGAGAAAAUCCCACUAAACAUUGCAGUGAUGGGGGAGAUUGGGGCUGGAAAAUCCAGUCUCAUCAAUGCUCUACAGGGAGUGGGGCCUGAUGAAGAGGGUGCGGCUGCUUCCACCGGAGUGAUAUGUACCACCACUGAGAGAAAACCAUACCCAUACUCCAAGGUUCCCAGUGUGACACUAUGGGACCUGCCGGGCAUCGGGUCCACUGCCUUCCAACCACAUGAUUAUCUGAAGAAAAUCAAGUUUGAGGAGUAUGACUUCUUCAUUAUUGUCUCUUCUGGACGCUUUAAACACAAUGACGCAGAACUAGCCAAAGCCAUCGUGCAAGUGAAUAGGCGUUUCUAUUUUGUUCAAACCCACACAGACAAUGAUCUAAUGGCUCAAAAGCAGCGUAGUCCUCAGAGAUUCAAUAGAGAGAACACCUUAAAGCAGAUUCGAAAUUCCAUCUCAAGUAUACUUAAGGAAGUGACCCAGCAGGAGCCUCCAGUCUUCUUAGUCUCUAACUUUGAUGUGUCUGACUUUGACUUCCCAGAGCUGGAGGCCACCCUUCUGAGGGAGCUCCCAGACCACAAGCGUCACAUAUUCAUGCUCGCUUUGUCAGUUGUUACGCAGUCCGCCAUAGACCAGAAGAGGGACACACUGAAACAGGAGGUCUGGAGGGAUUCCGUAAUGCCAAGGGCAUGGGUCACCAUACCAUUUAAGGGCUUGACCAAAAAUGACAUAGAGAAGUUAAAAGAGACUUUGAACUCCUGCAGAUCCUCCUUUGGCCUAGAUGAGGCAUCCCUAGAAAACAUCGCUGAGGAUUUGCACGUGGCCCUGGAGGAACUCAAGGAGAACAUUAAGUCUCCACAUUUGUUCUCUGAAGAGCAGGGUAAAUCCUUAACAGAUAAACUUUUGGAGUACAUUAGCCGUCCUUACUUUUCAAAGACUUUCCACUUGCAAAAUUUCUUCAUUGACACUGUGGCAAAUGAUAUUAAAAUUCUCCUUAGCAAAGAAGAACUUUUCACAGAGAGGCAUCUUUUCUUGGAAACAGCUGCAUGCAAGCCUUCCAGACCCUCCCCUUCAACGGCUCAGCUUUUGGCAUCCAGCUUUGAAAAUUUUUUUAAGAACUUCAAGAAGGAAAACAAAAUCCUCUCUGAGGAAACUAUCACCUUGAUUGAAUCCCACCUGGAGAAUAAGAACCUCCCGGGAGCGGUUUCUGCAAUCAGCAAUGCUCUGAGAAACAUCGACAGAGCCCCACUGAACAUUGCAGUGACGGGAGAAGCAGGGGUAGGCAAAUCCAGCUUUAUCAAUGCCCUGCGGGGAGUGAGGGAUGAAGAAGAAGGCGCAGCUCCCACUGGGGUGAAGGAGACAACCAUGGAGAGAACUCCAUACCCCCACCCAAAGCUUCCCAUGGUGACAAUAUGGGACCUGCCUGGCAUUGGGUCCACAUCCUUCCCUCCCCAAAACUACCUAACAGACAUGAAGUUUGCUGAGUAUGACUUCUUCAUUAUCAUCUCAGCUACACGCUUCAAAGACAUUGAUGCACGUCUGGCCAAAGCCAUCGCCAAGAUGAAUACAAAGUUCUACUUUGUCCGAACCAAGAUAGAUCAAGAUCUAAGUAAUGAACAGAAAAGUAAACCUAAGACUUUCAAUAGAGACAGCAUCUUAAAGAAAAUCCGAAGCAACUGUUCAAGGCAUCUCCAGGAGACUCUCUCCAGUGAGCCCCCAGUCUUCUUGGUCUCUAACUUUGAUGUGUCCGACUUUGACUUCCCAGAGCUGGAGACCACCCUACUGAGCGAGCUCCCAGCCCACAAGCGCCAUGUCUUCAUGCUGUCCUUGCACAGUGUUACUGAGACUGCCAUUGACCGGAAGAGGGAUUUCCUGAAACAGAAGAUCUGGCUGGAGGCCUUGAAGGCUGGAGCUUGGGCCACCAUUCCAUUUGGGGGCUUGGUCCUAGAUAAGAUUCAGAAGGUAGAGGAGACCUUGGACCUGUACAGGUCCUACUUUGGACUGGAUGAUGCCUCGCUGGAAAAUAUUGCCAAGGAUUUUAAUGUGUCUGUCAAUGAAAUCAAAGCACACCUUAAGUCUCUCCGUUUGCUAACAAGGACCAACGACAUGUCCUUAGAAGAAAAACUAUGGAAAUACAUUGAAUAUAUUUCCUCUGUUACUGGGGGGCCACUUGCCACAGGCCUUUACUUUAGAAAGACUUUCUAUUUGAAAAAUCUCUUCAUUGAUACCGUGUCAAGUGAUGCCAAGACUCUUCUUAAUAAGGAGUUUUUAUCAGAGAAGCUGACUGACCCCCCAGAAUACUGGGAAGCAGCGAUGGAGCUAUGAGGCACUUACC
Chionomys nivalis (European snow vole) is the source of this 2804-nucleotide messenger RNA. RefSeq lists its product as uncharacterized. Gene Ontology annotation, cellular component: endoplasmic reticulum membrane. Gene Ontology annotation, biological process: defense response; cellular response to interferon-beta. The transcript has 3 exons. Gene Ontology annotation, molecular function: GTPase activity; GTP binding. The record is from RefSeq and is a predicted model, not a curated record. Bases 281 to 2794 code for a protein of 837 amino acids. NCBI's taxonomy places the organism in Eukaryota, Metazoa, Chordata, Mammalia, Rodentia, Cricetidae.